UCAUUUCAAUUAUCGUAUUUUAAUUUUUCUGAAUUUGAUACAAUUUUGUUUUCGAUAAAUUUAACAACAAAAUCUCUUUUAUUUGAAAUAAAUUCGAAAGUUCAAAAGCUAAAUUUUGAAACAAAAUGAAAACCGUAACUUUUUACCAUUUCGUUGGUUUUAGUAUCGAUCUUUGAUAAAGAGACGGACACAAUUGACGCGCGUUGAGGUAUCCUCCGUCGCCGCCCGACUCCCAAUCCCUAUCUCCUCCUUCUUCCUUCACCGACUGAUCGGAUUCCUCAUCUAUGGCUCUCAAUCUCCGACAAAAGCAGACUGAAAGCAUUAUCCGUAUGUUGAAUCUGAACCAACCGGUUAGUCUGACGGGUGCGGCCAACGAAGAGGUAUACAAGAUAUUGAUCUACGACACCUUCUGUCGAAACCUCCUUUCUCCUCUAAUUCAUGUCAAGGACUUGCGUAAACAUGGCGUUACUCUUUACUUCCUUAUUGACAAGGACCGUAAACCUGUUCAUGAUGUACCUGCUGUUUACUUUCUUCAACCUACUAAGCAUAAUAUCGACCGGAUCGUUGCUGAUGCUUCUCGUUCCAUGUAUGAUACCUUCUUCCUCAACUUCUCAUCCUCUGUUCCUCGCCCACUGCUUGAAGAUUUAGCAUCUGAAGCGUUGAAAUCGGAUUCAAUUCAACGGAUUGCCAAGGUGCAUGAUCAGUAUUUGGAAUUUGUUACCUUAGAAGAUAAUUUGUUUUCCUUAGCUCAGAAAUCUAGCUAUGUGCAACUGAAUGAUCCUUCGGCAGGGGAUCGUGAGAUUGAAGAGAUUGUGGAGAAGAUUGUUGGUGGGUUGUUCUGUGUUUUGGCUACACUUGCUGUGGUUCCGAUUAUUCGGUGCCCACGAGGAGGUCCUGCUGAGAUGGUUGCCAUGGCGUUGGAUCAAAGGUUAAGGGAUCACUUGUUAUCAAAGAACAACUUGUUCUCUGAAUCUGGGGGGUUUAUGAGCUCUUUUCAGCGCCCGGUUCUGUGUAUAUUUGAUCGUAAUUUCGAGUUAUCUGUUGGAAUACAGCAUGAUUUCAGAUACAGACCUCUGGUGCAUGAUGUUCUUGGGCUUAAACUGAAUGGGUUGAGUGUCAAGAGUGAAAAGGGUGGAAUGAACUAUGAGUUGAAUAGUUCGGAUCCGUUUUGGUUAGCAAAUGGAUCGUUGGAGUUCCCUGAAGUUGCAGUUGAGAUUGAGACACAGUUGAACAAAUACAAGAAGGAUGUUGAUGAGGUUAAUAGGAAGACUGGUGGAGCUGCUGAGGGUGAGUUUGAUGGAGCUGAUAUGAUAGGUAACACCAAGCAUUUGAUGAAAGCUGUGAACUCAUUGCCUGAGCUAACCGAGAGAAAGCAAAUCAUUGACAAGCACAUGAAUAUUGCUACUGUGUUACUUGGUGAGAUUAAGGAAAGGUCCAUUGAUUCCUAUGCGAAAAAGGAGAGUGAAAUAAUGUCGAGAGGUGGCAUUGAUCGGAGUGAGCUUUUGGGGGUGCUUAGAGGUAAAGGUACUAAGAUGGACAAGCUUCGGUUUGCUAUCAUUUAUCUAAUCUCUUCUGAAAACAUCAAUCAAUCAGAGAUCGAAGCAGUUGAAGAGGUCUUAAGGGAGUUGGAAAUCGACAAAAGUGCAUUUCAAUAUGUAAAGAAGAUAAAGUCGUUGAACGUACCAUUCGCUGCUGCAAAUUCUGCUACCAAAGGCAACAUUGUCAAUUGGGCUGAAAAGCUAUACGGACAAUCAAUUAGCGCAAUGACUGCUGGUGUAAAGAAUCUAUUAUCAACUGAUAGGCAGCUUGCACUGACAAGGACAGUGGAAGCUUUAAUGGAGGGAAAACCAAAUCCUGAAAUUGAUUCUUAUCUCGUGCUUGAUCCACGCGCUCAAAGGUCGAGCGCUGGAACAAGCAGCAGCCACUUGAAGGGACCGUUCAAGGAAGCAAUCGUGUUUAUGAUCGGUGGAGGUAAUUAUGUAGAGUAUGCAAGUUUGCAGGAACUUUCGCUUCGUCAGCCGGCUCCCAAGCAUAUCGUAUAUGGUACAACAGAAAUUCUAACUGGAGAGGAAUUUGUAGAGCAACUUAUGCUGUUGGGAGAAAAAAUGGGGUUAGGCAAUGCUGCCGUAUCUUCCAAGUAAAUUAGUACAGAUAUUUAGUGUAAAGGAUUUUGGAGUUGUUUUGAUGAAAUAUCUGUCACAUAUAACACUAUAAUUAACUACAGAUGUAUACUUUGAUCAUAGAGCAGUCUACAUAUUCCAAGUUGAUCA
Molecule: messenger RNA, 2270 nt
Organism: Cucumis melo (muskmelon)
Lineage: Eukaryota; Viridiplantae; Streptophyta; Magnoliopsida; Cucurbitales; Cucurbitaceae
Product: SEC1 family transport protein SLY1-like
Exons: 2
Coding region: 285-2141 (618 amino acids)
Biological process (GO): endoplasmic reticulum to Golgi vesicle-mediated transport; intracellular protein transport
Cellular component (GO): cytosol; Golgi membrane
Molecular function (GO): syntaxin binding
Source: RefSeq, a predicted model, not a curated record